AUGCCCCCGAACCACAAAAAGCGCCCCUUCUCCCUCCCUCUCAACAACCCCUUCACAGACCUCACCAAGAGCGAGAUGGUUCAGAGUGGGAGACCGAGUACGAGUACGGAGCAGGCUCUCGGUGCUCAGCGAUCAGCGCCGGCAAGCGAUGCAGCCGUCGUCAAGCAGCCCCCCGCGUCAUCUCCACCCCGUCCCGCUCGUCCCUCCCACUCCCCCUUUGAUCCACAAGAACAACAAGAACUCCUCGCGCCCAGACGCCCCGCCAAACCCCAAGCACCCCAACCAAACGAAUCCUUCUGGCGCUGGUCCCACACCACCUCCCUCACCCCCUCCUCCCUCGCCUCCUCCCCCGCACCGACAAUCGACACCUACGCCCCCACCGAGCUCCAGUUCCCCGCCUCCCACCUGCCCGUGAUGGGCAGCGAAGGCAACAUCGACAGCGCCGCCAGCGUACGCACGACGUUCUACUCGGACUUUUCGGCGCCGAGCACGGUACCGGAUGUGCCGGACUUGGCGGCUUUGCCGGGGUUGUUCAAGCGGGGUCAAGGGGCGGGGACGGGGUUGAGCUCGAUACCGGAGGCGGAAGCGUCUGUUUCUGGAGUCGGUGCCGAGACGAGGGAGAAGGCGCAGAUAGAUGGGGGAGGGAAUUCUCCGGAAAAGAGGAUGAGUGCGGGUACAUUUGGGAGGUACUCGAGUACGCACACUUCCCCCGAACAAGCGGCCCCUCGCCAAACCCCAACUUCACCCUCGCCUCGAGCCGAGAACCCAUUCACAUCCCACAACUCGCCCACCAAGGGCAAGGCCGUAGACGAUACGACUCCAGACUCGGCGCUGGAGAAGCUGGAGAAGCUGAGGGAGGGGUACAAGCUCGGUCUACGCACGCCCAGCGAUCGCGCAGAGCAUCGGGAGGAAGAGAGUGAGCGCGGGAUCGAGGCGUACCUCUGGCGUCAGAGCCGGGUGAAUGAGAGGCGUAUUGCGCCGUCGCCUGCAACUUUACCUCCUUCGCCGCCUUCGCCUCGUUACGCUGCCGGUCCACCAGCAGCAGGGUUGGAGCCGGCUUUGGAGAUUGAUGGAAGGGAAAGGGAGAGGGAGAGGGAGAGGGACAAGGGGAGAGAUCGGAAGAAUGGUUUCAGGAGGAGUAAACUCGAUCAGAUGUUGGGCGAAGGAGCAGAGUAUGCGAGGUAUAAUAUGGGGUUGGAUCGGAAGGCUUUGGAGGAUACGAUUGAACAAAGGAAUGGACCGCUGCCGCCAUUGAGACACAAACCUUCCGCCUCACUCCCCCUCACCACCCGGGACCGGGACCAAAGCACCACCAUCGAAGCCCUCCUCCCUUCCCCCCUCGAGAAAACCCCUUCUCCCCGGUUGGCCGGCUUCCACGGCAGGUCGGUCUCGAUCGAUUCUCUCCCGAGCCUGCACCCGAGUUUGAGCGAUAGUAUCGCCAACACGCUUAAUGGCGAGAAGCGGCCCCUGCUCAAGGGGUCGCUACAGGGCAUAACGUCAGACACCUCUCUCCCCCUCCUUAAACCAUCAUCCACCCCCCGCCCCCGCCCUUCCCCCCACCCCUCAAACAUCUCUCUCAUAGAAAGCACCUCCACCCUCACCCCCUCCCAACGCACCCUCCUGCUCAAGCGGACGAGGAAACUCGAACAUCUCCUGGGCCAGCCCCUGCCGGAAAAGCAGAUCGAGCAGUCGUUGAUCGAGCCGCUGAAUGGGGUGAGGGAGUAUGAUGUCAAGGUGGGGGAGGCGUGGCCGGAGAGUCCGCGCCCGUCCCCUGGGACUGGGUCGCCGGGGUCGGGCGGUACGGCCCGAGGAGGGGGAGGGAGGAGGAGGGUGCCAGAGUGGGAGAGGGAAGAUUGUCUAGUGCGCCGUGUGCCCGCCGGCCCCGGGCUCGGCGGUGGAUCUUUACCCUCUCUACACGGGGACGGGGACGACGACGACCUCUCAAAACACCCUGUCAAGAUGACCCUCGCGCAAAAAGCCCUCGCAGCGCUCAACCUCUCCGCCGCCGGCCCGAAAUCGGACGGACUGAGAGUAUACGUCUCGCGCCAGGUGCGCGUGACUGAGACUGUCUCGAGGGGUACGAGCUCGUCUGUGGGGGUUAAUAGGGAGCAAGAAAGUCCGGCCAGCCCGAUGAGCCCGAUGAGUGCAAAGACGACGUCGAGUUGGGAGAGUCGGUUGGGGGAGGGGGAGGAGAGGGGGGAGGGGGAGAGGGAGAGUGAGGCGGUGAAGAAGGUGAGGAGGGUGCAGCUUGCCAAAUUGCAUAGACUGCUGGGCGUUCCGAUCCCACCGGAACUCGUCUCCCACACCCGCGCACCAACCCCAACCCCCACGCCCGCCCCCGCCCCCGCCCCCGACUCAGGGGAAGGGGACAAGACCCGUUCUUCCACAAGCUCCACCACCUCCUCCUCCUCCACCCCAUCCCGCCAAACAGACUCUUCAUCGCUCGAAGGGGGGAAGGCGACAAAGUGGGAAAAGUUGAAGGGGCUGCAUAGGAAGAUGGCUUCGCGCUCUGGAUCGCCGUCGUCGUCGUCUUUGCCUUCUUCGUCUUCUUUGGUGGGCAUGGGGGGGAUGGGAACGGAAGGUGGGGAUGAUGGGGUGAGUUUUAUGGAUCUGGGAGAGGGGAAGAAAAAGAUGAGCAAGGAGGAGAAGAUGGUUUUUCGGAAGAGGGCUGCAAAGCUGGAACACGUACUCGGCGAUAAACCUCCCAGUUCCAGCAUCUACAUCCCCUCCACCCUGCGCUCCACGCCUAAUAUCCCAGAAGAGCGUCUAUCGUCUUUCGAAUCUUACUCUGCCUCGCUGCAGGGCUUGCUCUACCUUGUAGACCAUGACGAGACAAAGCUCGCGCAGGUCAUGGAUAGUCUUUUGCCCGAGCAUCAGCGCCAGGCGUCUGGCGAUUCUGGGCGUGCCUCGCCUGUGAUCGACUCGCCCACGAGCGGAAGGAGCGGGAAGAGCGAGAAGGGCGGGAAGGAGAGAUGGAAGGAAGAGAAGAGUACGGGAGGAUAUGAUUUCCUGGAUAUGGAUCCCGCCGAGAUGACCCCCACCCAAGCCCGGAGCUCUGGUGAAGGCGAUACCACCCCCCAAAUGCGUCCCGACCACCAAUCCUACACCGCCCGCCGCAGACGGGCCGGCAAACUGUCCCACAUCUUUGGCGAGACCAUCGACCUCAACAAAUCCCCCGCUGAGCUCGCCUCCACCCUCCCCCGCGCCGACUCUCUCAACCGUAAGGGCUCUUCCCGCCGUAAAUCCAUCCUCCCCACGACGCCUACCAGCCCAAGCUUUGGAGGAGGGGCGGGGGGAAAGUGGACGACGAGGAGGGAGACGAUGGAUGCGGUGUUGGGCGAGAUGUGGAGGAGUGUACAGGAUGAGUGGGGGAAGGGCGGGAUGAAGUUGGAUGAGGUGGAUCGGCUUGGGGAUUUGAUGGGUGUUUUGAGGGAGAGACGGGAUCAGAGGGAGAGGAUGUGGGAGCAGGCGGUGGGGUAAGUGUUUAAGGAUUGGUUCUUGUGCAGGGGUGUUUGUGAUUAUGACUUGACGACGUUGAAAUGAUCCCGACCUUGUACUUUAUGGAAUGAUACUUUGCAUAUGCAUGUAAAGAGACUUUGAAAUGCUGCAAUUACAACCUCAUG
Cryptococcus amylolentus CBS 6039 is the source of this 3623-nucleotide messenger RNA. RefSeq lists its product as hypothetical. The record is from RefSeq and is a predicted model, not a curated record. The transcript is spliced from 5 exons. Lineage: Eukaryota; Fungi; Basidiomycota; Tremellomycetes; Tremellales; Cryptococcaceae. The coding region runs from base 1 to 3480 and encodes 1159 amino acids.